GGCGCGCCUCACUUCCGGCUCCUCCGGCUCGGCUGCCCGGCCCUCAUGCUCCCGGCGCGGCGCUUGCGGGGAGCGGUGGUGAGUCCAGGGGCGGAUACCGGACCUGCCGCCCGCGCCCACCCCGGCGGAGCCCUGGGCCCCGAGCCGCCCUCCGCCCGACCCCGCGCUCGGACAAGUCACAGAUGAGGAAGGCACCGCACUAGGCGCCCCAGUCAUGGCGGCUCCGUGGAAGAGCGCGCUGCUGCUGCUUCUGGCAUCUCAGGCUGUCUCCUCGGUGAACGUCUCUGACGAGGAGGAAGUUCCAGAAGAAUGGGUCCUUCUGCACGUUGUUCAGGGUCAGAUAGGAGCUGGGAAUUACAGCUAUUUGAGGUUAAAUCAUGAGGGAAAGAUAGUUCUUAAGAUGCAGAGCUUGAAAGGUGAUGCGGACCUGUAUGUAUCCGAUAGCACUCUCCACCCGAGCUUUGAUGAGUACGACUUACAGUCUGUCACUUGCGGCCAGGACGUGGUUUUCAUACCAGCGCACUUCCAGCGCCCCGUGGGAAUAGGCAUCUAUGGACACCCGUCUCACCACGAGAGUGAAUUUGAAAUGAAAGUGUAUUAUGAUACGACGGUCGAACAGCACCCGUUUGGUGAGACUGCUUAUUCAGACGGUACAGACACGAGUCGCAAGCAGGCUUCUGCUCCAGAAGAUGCAUCUCAAGAAGAGCAAUCUGUCCUUUGGACGAUAUUAAUUAGUAUUUUGAAAUUGGUACUUGAAAUUCUUUUUUGAUUCUUUGAACAUCCUGGGGAGUAUAAUACCCUUAAUCUGUGAAGCUGAGUGCAGUUCGCUGUGGACCUAGCUACUUGUACCUGGUUGGAAUUCUGGUUACCUUUCGAGAUGGGGGAUGGAAAAAUAAAGCCAUACAGUUUUGUUACCUCAGUCACCCCAGAAGUAUGAAAAGCAUCAAGCACGAUAUUUAUUUUCUUUCUAAACAUCAAAAUUCCUGUAAAAGGAAUGUGCAUAAUAAAAUGUUUAAACCCC
Molecule: messenger RNA, 1021 nt
Organism: Balaenoptera musculus (blue whale)
Lineage: Eukaryota; Metazoa; Chordata; Mammalia; Artiodactyla; Balaenopteridae
Gene: C12H6orf120
Product: chromosome 12 C6orf120 homolog
Exons: 2
Coding region: 215-769 (184 amino acids)
Source: RefSeq, a predicted model, not a curated record